GGUGCAGAGCUUGACGUUGGACGAGGUGAGCAUAAAAAGAGUGUAAAGUUGGCAGAGCAUUUGCUAUUCCAGUACGCCAAAGUGGCACUUGCUGCUGCCGGGCAGCGGAGGAGUGGGUGCCAGAGAAACCGGUUCACUUGGCACGCCUCAUCGUGCGACCUGAGGCGAACUGGCAGUUCUCCUCGAGGCAGGCGGAAGAGGCGAGACCGGACUCAGCCAGCAGACCGGAGUGGUGUCACUGACUCGAGAGUGCCCAUUAUUAUUUAUUGCUGCAGCAAGCACAUACGGCCCGAGUAUGUACGGAUUGUUAUCUACCUUGCCCGGCCAACAAGACGGCCAGCUGAAUUCCCCUCACGGCAGGGUCAAAUUCAAUAA
This is a messenger RNA of Protopolystoma xenopodis, 375 nucleotides long. The record is from the annotation of a GenBank genome assembly. Lineage: Eukaryota; Metazoa; Platyhelminthes; Monogenea; Polystomatidea; Polystomatidae.